Linderina pennispora is the source of this 397-nucleotide messenger RNA. RefSeq names its product translation initiation factor SU. Gene Ontology annotation, cellular component: eukaryotic 43S preinitiation complex. Gene Ontology annotation, biological process: translational initiation. NCBI's taxonomy places the organism in Eukaryota, Fungi, Kickxellomycota, Kickxellomycetes, Kickxellales, Kickxellaceae. The annotation marks the transcript as partial. The transcript has 2 exons. The record is from RefSeq and is a predicted model, not a curated record. Gene Ontology annotation, molecular function: ribosomal small subunit binding; RNA binding; translation initiation factor activity.
CCUUUCGAUCCGUUCGCCGACACCGGCCUCGACGACGACGCCGCCCAGACCGACAACUACAUUCACAUCCGCAUUCAGCAGCGCAAUGGCCGCAAGACGCUGACGACGCUGCAGGGCCUGGACGAGAAGCUCGAUCUGAAGAAGAUGCUCAAGUUCUUCAAGAAGGACUUUGCGUGCAACGGCAACAUCGUCAAGGACGAGGAGAUGGGCGAGAUCAUCCAGCUCCAGGGCGACAAGCGCGUUGACCUCCGCGACUUCCUGGUUAACGAGGGAAUCGUCAAGAAGGACUUUGUCAAGGUGCACGGCUUCUAAAGGAUUUAUAGCAGGCGCUCUUCGGCGCCUGUCAUGUAUUUAUUUCACUCCCACCUCAUUCUCUCAAUUUCCUAUAUAAUUCUGA